Molecule: messenger RNA, 938 nt
Organism: Zophobas morio
Lineage: Eukaryota; Metazoa; Arthropoda; Insecta; Coleoptera; Tenebrionidae
Product: brachyurin-like
Exons: 3
Coding region: 33-872 (279 amino acids)
Biological process (GO): proteolysis
Molecular function (GO): serine-type endopeptidase activity
Source: RefSeq, a predicted model, not a curated record
UGAGAAUAUAAACAGAAAAAAAAUUAAGUGCAAUGGAAACGUCUUACGAAACCAUGAAGACUAUUAUCUUUGUUUUGACUUUAAUCUGUUUGACUUUUGCAGCCCCAGAGUUUCCUGUAUUGGUUUCCCGUAGAAAAACCAACUUGAAUCCUUCACCAAGAACUGUGGGAGGAAACAUUGCAGAACCUCACUCCAUACCAUAUCAAGCUCUUCUUGAAUUUUAUACAGAAACUUACGGAUGGUACUGUGGCGGUUCCGUCAUUUCACAACACUAUGUUUUAACGUCUGCAACUUGUGCUAAUAAUACUCUUGAGGUGUUGGUAACUCUUGGUGCUCAUAAUGCCUUCAUCACAGAAACUACCCAAAUCAACGUCUACAGCACAGAUAUUAUAGUUCAUGAACAUUUUGGCGAAAUUUAUGGAUGGCUUAACGACAUUGCUGUAGUUAAGCUCCCGAGAACCAUCGAUUACACUGACGCUAUUCAGCCAGUUACACUACCAAAAAGAGCUGAUAUUGAUACAGUGUAUUUGGGGGUGGUGGGACGGAUUGCUGGAUGGGGUUCAGAUGAUGGUUUUGACGACCGAAUAUUCGACCUUUUACGAUAUAUUGAUACCACUGUUAUAAGUAGUCUGGAUGAAGAUUGUCGGGAAUAUAUACCACCAGGAAGCAUGUUUUGUACUUCUGGAGAGUUUAAUGAUAUGUAUGUAGGUCCUUGUAAUGGUGAUAAUGGUAGUGGUUUCGUGUCGGAUGGUGUUCUUAUCGGAAUAGUUUCCUUUAAUAUCUAUUGUUUGGAAGGUUAUCCUGGAUUUCAUACCAGGGUUGUGAAUUUUUUAGACUGGAUAGGUGACAAUACUGAUGUCAUAAUAAAUUAAUGUUAAAUACAAAAGGGAAUAUGUAAAGUAUGAAAUGUAAACAUAAAAUAAACGAAAAAUCUAUUA